GCGCGGGCUGACAGUGGCUCAGGAGGGAAGCGCCUUCCGGGUUAGGGGAGGCGGGGCUCCGGGCUCAGCCCGAGCUAGGUUUGCGCUCGGCCCGGGCAGCGUCUCCAUUCGGCUCCGGCUCGCCCGCCCGCCGGGCAUGACUCCGCCGCGGCCCCUGCUCGCCUUCCGGCCAAGGACCCUGCCCCGGCCAGGCCUCUAAGCGCCCCCUUCCUGGUCCCGCCUCCCCUUCAAGCCCGCUGCAGAUUCCCCCCUUUGGACCCCCCAGCCCGGCCCCGGCUCCCCCUUUGCACCCCCAGCCCGGCUUCCCCCCGCUCCUGUCCGAGAUCCAGCGCCCCGCCCCCCCCCCGCGCCCUCUCUUUGACGCAGACUCUUGCCCCCUCCGCCGGGUGCUUGGGGGGUGAGCGACCCAGCUGCGCGCCCGCUGCCCCCGCACCAUGUCUGGGACGCGGGGCUCGGAGAGGAAGGAGAGCUCGGAGCUGGAAGAAGGGCAAUAUGACUCGGGCAUCUACUCGAUCCCCUCCAUCCGCUCCCUGCCCGGCCCGCCGGAGGAAGGGGAGCACCCGCCGGGCCUCGGGGACACGCUGCAGAAGGAUUCCGGCCCCCUGGGCAAAGAGGGAGCAGACACCCUGGAAGCGGAGGAGAGGAUCGACUCUUCCUAUGGCUCGGCCUCCCUGACCGAGCCCCUGGCCGCGCUGGGGCAACUCCCCGAGGAGGAAGCAGAAGCCCUGGAGGGGCUCAGCCAGCAGCAGCUGGAGGCGCUCACCUACAUCUCGGAGGAUGGCGACACGCUGCUGCACCUGGCAAUCAUCCAUAGCUUCCCAGCACUGGCAUUCUUCUGCAUCACCCACCUGCCCACGGAGGUGCUCGAGAUCCAGAACGACUUGUUCCAGACCCCACUUCACCUGGCCGUGUACCUUGAGCAGCCCACCGUGGUGAGGGCACUGAUCCACAAUGGGGUGAACCUGGCCCUGCAGGACCGCAACGGCAAUACCCCUCUGCACGUGGCCUGCGAGCAGCAGAACCUACAGUGUGCCAAGCAGCUGCUGCAGGAGCCAGGGGAGAGCACAGAGUCUCGAAGGAGCCUGCAGGACCUGCAGCUCCAGAACUGGCAAGGCUUAGCCUGUCUGCACAUCAGCACCUUGAAGGGGAACCUGCAGCUGAUGAAACUGCUGCUGCGGAGUGGAGCUGACAUUAACGUCCAGGACGGCACAAGUGGGAAGACGCCCCUGCACCUGGCAGUGGAGAGCCGUGACCGCGAGGCAGUUCAGUACCUGCUCAGCAAGGGGGCCCACGUGGAUGCCCUGAUGUACAACGGCUGCACCCCGCUACACCUGGCCGUGGGCAGGAAGGAUGCCGCCAUGGCAGCCAUACUGUACCAUUCGGGGGCCGACACCCUGCUGAGGAACAUGGAAGACGAGACUGCCCAGGACCUGGCCGACGGCAAUGACGACCUCCUUGCCCUCCUGCCUUUCGAUGACCUGAAGAUCUCGGGAAAGCUGGUGGUGUGCUCCGACUGAGCAACCAGACUCUGACUUCUGGGGCCGCCCCAGCGCCCUUGGCUCCCCACACCUGAUGGGACCCCACUGACCCAGCCAUGGCACUACAGCUGGCAGAAGCAGAGCCAGCUCAGGAAAUCAUUCCCCUUGUAGCAGCCUCCAUGGCCCCCGACUCUCCAACCGAACUCCCUUCCCUGAGCAGUUGGAAGUUGGAGGAAGUUUCAUGCGCUGCAUGAGACCCUCAGAUGGUGCCUUCGGGGUGGCGGCUGCUGUUGCUGCUCUUUCCCCUGCCUGCAAUGGGAGUAGCCAGCAGGGGGCUCUGGUCUCAGACUGCAUGGAAGAGCAGCUGGGAGGGGGUGUUUCCUGGUCCCAGAUUGUGCAGUGGGGAGUGCUUUUUCCCCCCACACCUCCAGACACUGCUGGAGCAGUUGCAGGGGCUCCCACUGCCCUUCCCCGGGAGACACAGACUCUCAUAAACCCUUCUUCUCUACCGCCAAGAUUUGGACCUUAUGAUUCCCUCAGUGACCAUCAGGGGCUGCAUGCUCUGACUUCUUGCCGCCUGAAGGCUUCAGCACCCCCAGGAGCAGAAUUGCCCUGUACCCCAGCCAGCCCCUCCCCCAGCCAGGAGGGAGCUGGGCCAGAUGGGACAUGAAGAUGAGCAGGAGGGAGCCGCCCUCCUGUGGGCGGAGCUGGGUGGGGAGGUACAGGUCUCCUUCUGGGGCAGGGCCCAUCUGCCUCUUCCCAAGGUAAUCAGAUUCCCUGUCUGUCUCCCUAUGUGAGCCUAGCUUAGCUAAUGCUGCUCCCUGCUUGGGCAGUUCCAUCCAGCCAACCUACACUCCCAGCUGCAGUCAUCGCUGGACUCGCAGAGAAAGGAGGGGCUGGGAGACCUGGUGUUUUAUCCCCAGCUCUGCUGCUGAGUGGCUGCAUCACCCUGGACAAAGUGCCUGUCCCUGCCUCGUGCCUCAGUUUCCCCCUCUGAAAGGGUGCGGGGCAGUGCACACAGGCUUGUGUGUGGGUAGCUUAGUCCAUUGACAACAGUAAAGGACCUGGAGAUUCUCCAGUGAAAGAGGCUGGAGAGGGGCCCAGGGUUCUUCCCUGAUGAUUAGUCACUUCCCCUCUUGGGGCUGCCAUGUUUCUGCCCACCCCACCCCCGGCAUGGCUGCCUCUCUGUGGCAGGUGUGUAGAUAGUGAGUAUAGCAUUUGAGAGCCAGUGGGGGAGCCGUGGUGCCAGUGACCCCAUCUAAGCUGGCGACAGUCUCAGCUCGCUGCUGUUAUUGGGUGGGGGCAAGUCCUGGAUGGCGCAAUCGCCCGGGAUGCUCUGGAGGGCCUGCUCCUUUCUCCCCAGUUCUUGGAAGGGCAGCUGCAAUAGAGUUUUGCCUGGAAAAGCUGCAAAACCUCUUAGCAAGCACUUUUUGAGCCUUGGCGUAGCCUCUGCCUCCCCUCUGGGCAGCUCAAAUCAUUGGCUGUUUCUCUCCCCUACCCUUCCCCCCUGCAUUUUAGCACUUACUCACACCGUCCUGUGGUCACAAAUGAGUUGUUUACUGGCCUCGGCUAAAAUCUAGUGGCAACGGCUCUGGGGCUGCUCAGACUAGCUCCAUCUUCAUUUUGAUGUGACUGGUGGGGGUCUGCCCAGGACUAGAACAGUGUAGGGGGGGAUGUCAGAGAAGAGCUAGAGGGAAAUUAUUUUUCAAAGGGGGAGCCUUUGAAAAUAAUCAUCUCAGGAAAAAAAACACAGAAAAAUCUGUUCUGUGCUGCCCCCUUGUGGCUGUUGAUGAUAUUGCGGCACCUCCCCUACGUUGCUAGGUCUCAGUGCUGAACCCCUGGCAAGGUGUGGCUUGUUGAAUCCUCUGGUGCCUGGGACAGGGGAGCUCUGGUGUCGUGCUAAGUAAGCACUGAUGGCCUGAGCUGUUGCCGAUGGUUAGGGAGGGGUCAUUCAAAUGUUAUUUAAAGAAUAAAAUAAUCAAUCCUCUAGCAAAUGAUCUCUGUGUU
Mauremys mutica (yellowpond turtle) is the source of this 3485-nucleotide messenger RNA. It is a transcript of the gene NFKBIE, whose product is annotated as NFKB inhibitor epsilon. Gene Ontology annotation, biological process: signal transduction; cellular response to lipopolysaccharide. The record is from RefSeq and is a predicted model, not a curated record. Gene Ontology annotation, molecular function: protein binding. Gene Ontology annotation, cellular component: cytosol. Lineage: Eukaryota; Metazoa; Chordata; Testudines; Geoemydidae. The transcript has 6 exons. The coding region runs from base 435 to 1517 and encodes 360 amino acids.